UUGGGUGGCAUUAUAGUAGUGACAGUAACAUAGGUAUGUACCAAUACAGUUAAACUAAAACCCCACACUUCGAGUUUAUAGUGCAAGUACACAUUUAUUUUUUUACAUUUGGUGAUUUUUAAUGUAUCCAUCCGGUAAGUAAUUAUUUUUUGUAUCUAAUGAUAUUUAAUAAUUAUUCGUUGUUGAAUUUAUAACUGCAUUAAUUUGAUUAUUUCUAUUCUCAUAAAAUAUACCUGUAUUAGGUACAGUAUUAUAUAAUGUUGUUUAUGUAUUUUUUGUUUAACAUAUUUAAUUAUAUCGUAAUCGAUGUUUAUAAAUUUAAAAAUUAAAUAAGUUAUUUUAGAUUAAUACUCAAUAAAAUAUCAAUUGUUCAAAAAUAAUUGUCAUAUUUAUGUAUAUAUAUUAUAUAUGCAUUGCAAAUAAAUAUCUAUACAGAGUGAUUAAUCCUCGAUAAGUAGUAACUUUUAAGCUCUAUAAUGUUACAUUACCGUAAUUUUUCGUUACCUUUAAUUUAGCGAGUAAAACAUCUAGCCACGUUCGGUUUUCAAAUAACAACCUAUGUUGAAAAAUGAAAAUUCCAUGUAUAGAUGAAGUUUGGAAAAACGUCGGUGGUUAAAUUUUAAAUUUCCGUCAACCAUUGACGAGAUAUAUUACAUGUGCCGUUUUGUUAGUUGGGGGAACACUAGUUAGAAGUGGAACACUAUUUAAGCGUCGUGUGUUGCGUCACCACGGAAAUGAUGAUACUACAAAUCUCUUGCCCAAAUUUAAAAGUUAAUACUUUCCUAGAUAAUGAGUAUCUUUGAGUUCUGUUGAUAAUUUUGUGUACUUACUGUAUAUAGCGUUUGCAUUUAAUACAUUUAAUUUUAAAAAAUAGAUAGUUUUUUAUUUUUAAAAUUAAACCUAGAUUUCGUUUCAAUGUAUUUUGCCGACAGAUAUCUUCUAUAACAAUUAUUUUCAUAGUGGUAUUAUAGUUAUAAGGAUAACUAUCAAGAACGAGAAAUAUUAUUCAUUUUUGGUUGCUAUUUAAACUUUUAACGUACCUAAGCAAAUAAAAAAUAUAUUAAAAUAAUAUCAUUACUGUGGCGUCCAAAAUAUUUUUGGAAAUUGUUUUUUUUUCCUUUUGGUAUAGCUUAUUUAGAAAUUCGCCGAAAAUUUCAGUGUAUUUCCUCACUUCUCUUUAAUGCGAUUUCGCAAUUUUUUCACGAAUAUUUAGUGUACAAUUAGUGUGAAUAGCAAUCAAAUUCAGAAAGGGCAUACAUUUCACCAACUCUUCCCCCAACAUUUUUUCGGAUUUUCUCGUCAACCGUUGUCGUGUAAAUUAUAAAUAUGAUCGCACCAAUUUAUAACUAAAUUUUGGAAGAAACUAUUCAAAAAACAUGUUAUGUUGAAUCAAAGUUAACAUUUCACCUUUCCACCUCCAACGUUUUUUUCGCAUUUGAUCGUUAACCGUUGACGUACAAAUUCACACUAAAUAUUUUGCGUGAAAAGAAUUCCAAAAAUUGUAUUUGGAGGUAGGGGGCUGGUGAAAUGUACAUUAAAAAUGUAUUUAAUUAAAUUGUGUUUUCACUUGUUUUGUGUUUUCGACUAUGUUAUGUCUGUCUAUCGACUAUCGUAUAUCUCACUUUUUUCUUUUGACAGGUGCUUACGGGAUGUAUCCAAGAACCGGUGAACAUCAUCAUCAUCAUCAUCACCAUCAUCUCACGUGGAUACCAAGAAAUUCCGGGGAUCCCUUACCCCACGGUGCCGUACGCGCGGGAGUCGACAAAGGCGGCGUGCAAUUGUACGCGGGUCGUGCAUUUCACGACGGUCAUUUACUACCCGCCAAAAUAAAUCCAAAUCAUUCAUCGGCCUACGUGUGCUUGGGAGGCUUGGAACACGCCAUUAGACACUACGAGGUCAGAUCAGUUAACGUCGUUAAUUGAUAUCGUUUAUAAUUUAUAAAUAAUGUCAAAACCUCCGUUACGGCAUCAUGACGAAACGAAAACGAAUAGUUUCCCCUCGUUAUAACUCGACGGUGACGAGGGACGUGUUUUUUAAUUUUUAUAGACAAAAUUUUUUUAAUUUAGUUAACCAUAUUUAUACCUAUUCCCAUGGGUGUCCACGGAGGGAAUCGAGGUACGGGGGGACAUGCCCUCUUGGCUUUCCCGUACUUCUUGCACAUAAAAUAUAAUCAUUUAUAUUUUCGUGUGUAAUGUAUGGUAAUUUGCUAUCAUACUGAGUACCUAUUGUGAUUAAUAUUUUUUUUUUUUACCUAAAAACCGUAUUCAUAUAAUAACAAUCACAUAAUAUAUUCUGUGUAACAGCACUCUGGUUUACGUUGAUAAAAUAACAUGACGUUUGACGGUCCAACAUGGUAGGUGCAGAUAACAUGGCUAGGUAAAUACAAACAAAGAAUCCUCCAAGCUGCCGUAAUUAAAUCGUGUUAUAUUUUGUUCGUACUUUGCUUACUCUCCUUAAUCUAUAAUCCUUUUUUACUCAUGGUAAGACGCGAAUGUGUUGCUUUUUGCCUACUCAUAUUACAUUAUAAAAAAUUUAUAUAAUUAUGAUAAUAGUGUUUUCGGUUUAGUCUCUCGUAUAAAAUGAGCAAAAGACGAAAUAUUGCCAUGUAUACUUAUACAUUUACUUAUGUAUGUAUAUAGGUACCUAUACAUAAAAUAAACAAUCGUAUUGAAGAAAGUAAAACACGGUAUGAUUUCUGUUACAUACCUAUUCUCGAAAAUUCUAUUCUAAUUAAUGAUGAAUAACAUAAUCUUUAAUGUUAUUUAAAGGAUUCCGAGUUUUUUUGCGGCAAUUCAAAAAAAUCUAUAGUUAUUUACUUAAUCACGCCUCCUACAACUUGUACUUACUAAGAACUUUUAGUACACUUCACCGGAUAAAAACAUGGCCAGGGUCCAUAACGACAGAGACGAGAUUUUCAGAGUUAAGUUUACUAUAAGUAUCUAUAGACAGAAAAUUCAAAAGUUUAAUUUAGUUGUCAACGUUAUUUAUUUAUUUUCAAAAAAAAAAAGCAGGUUUAGAAUUUUCGUUUAAAUCGUAGUGUUAGGUUUUUAUUAUAUUUUCAAGUAUUGUUUGUUUUUGUGAUCAUUAAAUUUUUUUUAAAAAAAGUGCAAUGUUCAUUUUUCGUAUUGCGUUGUUCAUGUUCAUUACAUAUAUAGUAUAUACAUUUAUAUUUAAUAUAUUUUUAUUAAUUAAACGUGUUGUAUCUACUAUAAAAAUAAAUGAUUGUUCGUUCGUGAUCUAUAGACUCAAAAACUACCAAACCAAUUGACACCGAAUGUUGCAUUCAUAGGUAUGCACGAAUAGAUGGAGGGACUCUAGAGAUAACUGCUAAGAAAGAAUUUAUUUAAAUUGUAACCUUUUAAUGAUGACGAGAAAAUAAAAUAAAAAUGCAUUUUUAAACAUGAGGACAACAAUGAUAAACUACAGUGAAAGGGAUGGGGUUGAAAGCAAGGAGCCACUGGGAAACACGUUAUUAUUUUUUUUAUAUUUUUUUUUUGUUCGUUCAAUACUAACACGGGUAAAGUUGUGAGGGACAAUUGGUGCGGCACUAGUAGUGCUUAAUUAGCUAUAAUAAAAAUUAAUAGAUAUGAAUAUGAUUAUGUGAAUGUAAAUAUGUAAUUAUAUAAUAAUAUUAAAUGUAAGUACCUAAAUUUACAACAUGUAAACAGUUUAACAAAAGGCCAAUGAAAAAAAUACGACCAAUGUGGUGCAUGCCCCCCUCCCCAGCUAUACGUCCGAUUGUCCUUCUUUGGAUUUUUAAAGAUUACCGUUCUUGACUAUAACCACUCAUCGUAGGUGAGUUUUAUCACAUAAUAACCAUAUUGUAUUACAAAAUUCACAUUGACGAUUAAAUAUUUUGUUAAAACCUGCGAUUAUGAGCAUAAUAAUGUUUAAUAAAACGUACCAUUAAAAACCAUAGGCGGUGCAGUCUAAUGACACAUUUAAAAUGUACCUAUAGGUACUUAAUAUAAGGAAUAUUAUUUUUCAUCCUCGCCGUGUUUUCUUUGUCUAUACAUGAAACACUAUAAUAUUAUUAUUGUGAUUGUUGGUCAGUGGCAGGGAAAGACAUAUUAAGGGUAAUACCUCCCCCCCCGGACAUCCUUUAGCUUAAAAGUAAAACUAUCAGUAUUUAUAUUUUAAUUUUAUCUUGAAACUUGAAAUUAUAUAUUUCAUUAAAUUUAUGUUUUUUCUUGUAGGUUAUUAGGAAAAACAGUAUACAAUUUGGCUUUUUUGAUUACGGGUUUUAAAUUCUCAUCGCCGUCUUAAGAAUAUCCAGAAAGAGAUUCCAUGAUAUAUUCAUAAAUCAUACUUAAUAUUUACUACAUUCCUUUCCAUGCCCAAGCAUGCCACCGUUUUCGAAAAAUAAUAACAUUAAUUGAUUUCACUCGUUAUUGUCGAGAAAUGUGUUAUCGUUUUCACUAUUACUAUUAUAUGGUCCUAAUAUUUAAACUAUAUAGUUUGUUAUUAUUUAUUUUUUAGGUUUUAUGUCACGUAGAAGUAGCGUGGAUAAGCGCUCAAGGAAGCACUGUUCCACAAAACGCUGUUGUGAUUGGUCACUCCUUGUUCGGCGAAAAACUUUACUUAGGACGAACAUUGUAUGACGGGAUAUUAACUCUGGGCAAAGUAACUAAACUUGAAACUUAUCUGUAUUGUAAUAUUGUUACAAAUUACAAAAUAUACUCAUAUCUAUAUCUAUACGGUAUUAUAUUAAACAGUAAUAAAUUAAGUAUAGUACCAAUAAGAUAAAUUCUUUCGAACUCUGAACCAAACAGUACCGUAUUUAUAAUAUCAGGCUAGGUGUAAGUUGAAGCUUAGGGGGGAAAUUUUAGGAGGGAUGGCAUUUUUUGUUUAAUUUUUUUUCUUUAUUAAUAUUAUUUGUUGAAAUAAUAUCGAAUGACUGCGUUACAUCGUGCGAACGGAGAAAACGAACAAAAUUAUAAAGCACGGAAGCUUACAGAAGGAAAUCGUACGGAAAUGUACAACUGUAUGUGAAAAAAAAAAUACAUUGUAAAUAUUAUUAUUAUUAUAAGGGAUUUUUUCGGAAUCACGAAUGUUCUGGAAAAAAGGGUAAACAAAACUUUAACCUAAGGAUCACAGAAUGCUAAACACGCCACUGGAACUGAACACGUUUUUUUGAAAGAUCAAUACCUAAUAUCUGUACAUAGUUAUUCAUAAUCAAUAGUAAUUUUGGUAUACUAUAGUUGUUUGCCUAUUUAUUACUCGCAGAUUUUUCCGUGAGUUAACUUAAUAUUUUUGUGACACUCGUACAUACUAUACAGAGUGCACCACCGUGUUCUACGGAUUUUUACAUCUCUGUUAAUAUUUGAUUUUUUUUUUUCAAUCAGAUUUCGUGUCAGGGGCACACACAUAUAGAGCAAAAAAUUUCUAUUUUCACGUUUCAUCCCUAAUUAUUAAAAAAAAAUAAUAAUAAUUACUUAUUCUUAUUUGUUCACUUUCCGAAAUAGUCACAGUAGCUAUUUUAUAAAAGAUAAUAUUCUAAACAUUUUAAUUUACUAUAUAUUUAUAUCCUAUAUCAAUAGUUUCUGCCGUUUAAAUGUUAUAACAUUUUCAUUUUUCUAACAUAAUAAAUCAUGUUUCGUAAUGGGCACAGAAUAAAAACCCAUUUAUUUUAAAAAUGUUUUAUUACGAUUGUCUUACUCAAUCGCGAAAUGUAGUAUAGUCUUUUAACUUGUUUACAACCCUUCUCAAGAAACUUAAGUAUAAAAUUAAAAUUACUAAAGUUCAUCGGAUAUGUAAGAUUGAAAUUGUUUAUAAUAAUAAUUUUUAUUACAGAUCGGUUAAUUAGAAAAUGUCGAAAAGUGAACAAAUAAAAAGGUUUUUUUUACUAGUGAUAAUAAGAAAAAUUAACUUUUUCCUGAAUAAAUGUACCCCUCAAAGAAAAUCCAAAUGAAAAAUAUUAACAAAAGUGUAAAUCUUAUAAAACACGAUGGGCACCCUAUAUAACACGUAAUAUAUAAUUAACUAUUAUUUUCUAUUGUUUCUUACAGGUUCAUCCCAGUCAUAGAAGACUUUACUUUCCGUAUAAUGGAUUAGAGAAAGAGACCAACGAAUACGAAAUAAUGAUUCACCAACCGUACUUGACGUGAAUUAUGCGCCAUUCUUUUCCCGUGUUGGCCACCACUGCCCUACCCCUGCCCGCGCCCGAAAAACAAAAUGUUUUCCGCAAUUUAAUCAAUUGUCAAUUUAUCCUGUAGCUCUAUAUAAUGGUGGCGCGAACUUAUAUUUAUAUACCUAUAUCUUUUGUUUUCUGCGAAACAAUAAGUGAAUACACCCGCCCACCAAUUUAUUGAUGAAAAGAAACCCCGAAAUAAAUUUGAUAAAAAUCGAGUUGAUUUAACACGCCGUACCGCCUCUUGUAAGCAUACAUCUAAGUUUAAAUUAAACUAAUUUUACUUCUUAAUAUUAGUUACCUAUCUUAUUACAUCUUCCGGUGAGUCUUCAGACGCACAGAACUACCCUCGCGCCACCAUCAUAUCAUAAUAUUAUGAUAUAAUCACAUUUUGCUUUAAAAAACCAAAUUUUCAAUUUUCAAUUGAAUGUGUUAUAAUUAAAAAUUGAUACAAAAUUCAAGUACAAUUAAAAUUAUUCCGAUAUUUUUGUUGAUGGUCUUAUAGUGGUCUUGUAUCUGAUAGUGGAAAUUACUAUGUAUUGU
Cinara cedri is the source of this 6673-nucleotide messenger RNA. The record is from the annotation of a GenBank genome assembly. NCBI's taxonomy places the organism in Eukaryota, Metazoa, Arthropoda, Insecta, Hemiptera, Aphididae.